CACAAAACAUGAUAACAUUUUAUUAUGCUCAAUAAAUAUUAUGAGAUCAAUAGUGCUAUAUUUUUAUAAUAAAUAUAUUUCGUACCAUUCUCUGUAAAUCCAAUCAUUCCUCCAAAAACUGAGAUUAAAAAAAAGGUUGCUUUUUGAUGCAAAUCUGCGGCCACCAACAAAUGCAGCCAUCAUCUCAUCACCAAACAAAAUGUUGCCAUCGUCUCCAAUUCCCCCAGCCCAGAGAAAUGCUGCUGCCGUCACGACGACGACGCAGGCGAAGAGGGACGACGGCGCGACGAGGAUGGUGAGGCCCGCGCUGGCGUGCUGCAAGCUCUACAUCUCCGAGGCCCGCAACGCGGGGGCGCUGCGCGCCAUCGAACACGCGGCGGCGGCGCUCCGCCCGGCGGCCGCCCUCGUCAACGCCUUCGCCGACGACGCCUACAACCGGGUCGGGUACACGCUCGUGUCCCCACUCGCGGGCGACGGCACCGGCGAGGCACCGCCGCUGCACCGCGCGGCGUUCCGCGUGGUCGCGGCCGCGCUCGAGGCCGUCGACUUGGGCGCGCACGCCGGCGCGCACCCGCGCCUCGGUGUCGUCGACCACGUUGCCUUCCACCCUCUCGCCGGCGCUCGCCUCGAGGACGUCGCCGCGCUCACCAGGGCCGUCGCGGCGGACAUCGGAGAAAAUCUUCAAGUGUCUACGUAUCUCUACGGCGCAGCUCACAAAGACGGCAGGACGCUGGCGUCCAUCAGGAGGCAGCUGGGCUACUUCACGCCGACCUCCCCCGGCGGCGACCAAUGGUGCGGCGCGCCGGACGCGCCGCUGCCGGUGGCCCCCGACGCCGGGCCGGUGACGCCGUCCAGGUCCAAGGGCGUGGUGGUGGUGGGCGCGACGGCGUGGGUGGACAACUACAACGUGCCCGUGCGCACGGCCGACGUCGGCGCGGCGAGGCGCAUCGCGCGCGCCGUCAGCGAGCGCGGCGGCGGGCUCGCGUCCGUGCAGGCCAUGGGGCUCGCGCACGGCGACGGCGCCGCCGAGGUCGCAUGCAACCUGCUCGACCCGGCCGCGGUGGGCGCGGACCAGGUGCAGGAGAGGGUGCGCCGGCUCGCCGCCGCGAUGGGAAUCGGCGUCGGCGAGGGGUACUUCACCGACUUGUCGCAGGAGAAGGUCGUCGAGCUGUACUUGCAGCAGGCGGCUCAAGCGGAGGCUGCUUCUCGGCAGUGACUGGUUGGUUGUUACUUGUUAGUGUGCAGUUCACGAAGGAAUCACAGCAGGGUCAUGAUGCAUCACAGUACUGAUUACCAGGAGUAGAAAAGCAGAAUUACGGAAUAACAAAAAACUAAUUUAGUUGUGGAUCUUCAAAAGUUCGUAAUAAUCUAGUAUCUAGCAAGCCAGCAGUUGUAGAAUGUUUCAGGCCUGUCUCUCUGGAGGCCUCUGAACAAUGCAGAAAGUUGAGCUGCCAACAGUAUGCACAAUCUAAGAUUGAAGAACAGUGGAAGCAUUGCAAUAGUAUUCAUAUUUUUCAUAGCAA
Sorghum bicolor (sorghum) is the source of this 1523-nucleotide messenger RNA. Its product is annotated as formimidoyltransferase-cyclodeaminase. The transcript is spliced from 2 exons. NCBI's taxonomy places the organism in Eukaryota, Viridiplantae, Streptophyta, Magnoliopsida, Poales, Poaceae. Gene Ontology annotation, molecular function: transferase activity; folic acid binding. Bases 200 to 1216 code for a protein of 338 amino acids. The record is from RefSeq and is a predicted model, not a curated record.